UCAGAUGAAUUGAGAAACGAAAAGGAUAAAUCGAAAGGAGAAUUAAUUGGCCACAACAGAGCUGUGGACUUCAUAGAAGCUGUUUACAGUCGAAUUAAAUUGGACUAUGGAAGUAAAGAUAUCCAAGACCAUAAAGCUGUCGUAGUAGAUCUAGUUGAGAAAAUCUCAAAGAAACUUGGAGAGAUAUGCGACAUCUUUGUUGUAGACAGAAAGGUCGACACUGGUAGUUUUGAGAAACGUACAAAGGUCUUGCAACCAGAUGAGUUCGACUAUUUGUUUCUCUUACUCAUCGCAUACGAUAAAACCAAACUCAAAUGUGUUGAUGACACCCUCAACUAUGACAUUAAUAUAGGAACCAUAAAGAUUGAAGAUCCGCACUUGGAGCAACAAAUCAAGGAAUUAUGGGAUGAUUGCGCCCAAGAAGAUCCCUCUGUUGUGUUACGUCGUAAACUUGGAAUUGUUCAUAACUCAAUGAUAACAAAUCAGAUCAGUAAGCUAUUUUGGUACAAAGUACACCAGGCACUUGAUCUUCUUUCACGUGAAGGCACGCUUAAAAUGGAAUAUCUUGGAAAGGUCCAUGUUCAUCCGGGCACUCCCGAAUUGAAACCUGGUCAGAUAAGAGUAGCAGUAGAACUCGGACGACCAUGCGUGAAGCUUCAAGUUGGGGCACCUAUGUGUAUAACAGAUGUAGAUCUGAACUUUGGACUUGAAGUUUGCACCAAGCCUAAAGUAGGCCGAUAUGUCUUACUACCAUUUAUAAAGCAAUGGGAUCCAGAUCAAUGGUGGAAUCACAACUGUAACUAUGGAACUGAAUGUGCUCAUUGGACUGUGUCUAUAUACGAUAUUCCUGCUGAUAGUCCAAGAGUGAAACUCGACCAAAGACAUCAAAAACUUGUAGUCUUCUUAAAAUACAUCAGGGAGGUGUAUGAAAUUGGCGUUAGUUCACAUGCCCUAACUAUCAUCGUAGAACAGCACCAGAUGAAAUGCAAGAACAAGCAUUUGGAUGAAUGUCUGGAGAUGUCUUUGUACAGAUUGGAUGAGUUGUGUACAAAUCCAUCAGCUGUACUCAGGGAUAUUAACUUCCCUCAAGUGAAGCUCAUCAUGGGAGGCGAAGUGAAAGACUCCCAGAAGUGUAGACUAAUGAUUCAAGACAUGCUAUGUAUACUUAAAACAACUGGAACAGAUGGAAACUGGCGUACAAAUUUUAAACUUAAUUCAAAAUCUAAAACAAUUAAACGUUUUGAACGUCGCCUCAGGAGAUGUUCAAGACAUUGGAUUGCAUAGGGUAAGAACAUAGUAUGGAAUCCAGGUAAAAGCUAGACGUGUC
Molecule: messenger RNA, 1327 nt
Organism: Owenia fusiformis
Lineage: Eukaryota; Metazoa; Annelida; Polychaeta; Sabellida; Oweniidae
Source: the annotation of a GenBank genome assembly